GCGGCCCUCAGCAGUGGCCGGAACUGGGAGGUGACUCCCGGCGCUGACGGCGCGAGCCCGGCCCGGGCUCCUGCUCCUCCCGCCAUGCUGUCCGGGUGCAGGCGGGCGCUGCCGGCAGCCCUGCGCCUCGCGGUGCGGGGCUGGGCAGGGGGCGGCGGCAGGAGGCGGGUCAGCACCAGCUGGUCCCCGGUGGGAGCCGCCUUCGAUGCCAAGCAGCAGCGCAGCCGGCUGACGGGCCAGAGCACGGGUCUAUUUGGUGUUCCAGAAUUGAGUUCUCCAGAAGGAUUUCAAGAAGCACAAGAAAAAGCAUUACAAGAAACAGAACAGCUAGUCCAGAAAGCAUGUACUACACCUCCUGGGCCACAGAUAGUAAUGAUCUUUGAUCAGCUUUCAGAUGCAUUGUGCAGAGUAGCAGACUUGGCUGACUUUGUGAAAAUUGCCCAUCCUGACUUUGCAUUCAGAGAGGCUGCUGAAGAAACCUGCAGAAACAUUGGUACAAUGGUAGAAAAGUUAAAUACAAAUAUCGAGCUGUGCCAAAGUUUGAAACAGUUGCUGGCUAAUAAAGAGGUUAUGGAUUCCCUAGAUCCAGAAACCAGGCAAGUGGCGGAACUUUUUAUGUUCGAUUUCGAGAUCAGUGGUAUUCAUUUGGAUGAAGAAAAGCGUAAAAGAGCAGUGGACCUCAACGUCAAAAUAUUGGAUUUAUGUAAUCAAUUUCUUAUUGGAGCUCACCUGCCCAACAAGAUUGACAAGCAGAUUUUACCAGAACACAUUCGCUAUAACUUUGCAGUUGAAGGCAAUUACAUACAAAUCACCGGUCUGCAUGCAGACUGUUCUGAUGAUCUGGUACGAGAAGCUGCUUAUAAGAUUUUUCUUUACCCAAAUGCUGAGCAACUGCGCUGCUUAGAGGAACUGCUUACCAGCAGAAACCAUCUGGCACAGUUAGUUGGCUAUAACACCUUUGCUCACAGGGCUCUUCAGGGAACAAUGGCCAGAACUCCAGAGAAGGUAAUGCAAUUUCUUGAAACACUUUCUGACCGAUUGUUUCAACGAACUCUAAAAGAUUUUGAAAUGAUGGAAGGAAUGAAGAUGAAACUUAAUCCCCAAAAUUCAAAAUUGAUGCCUUGGGAUCAUCCCUAUUACAGUGGUGUCCUGCGUGCUGAGAGGUAUAACAUUGAGCCCAGUUUGUACUGUCCAUUUUUCUCUCUUGGAGCAUGUAUGGAAGGUCUGAACUUCUUGUUCAAUCAGCUCCUAGGAAUCUCUCUCUAUGCAGAGCAAACUGAGAAAGGAGAGCUCUGGUGUGAAGAUGUUCGCAAACUGGCAGUUGUCCAUGAAAAUGAAGGUUUGCUGGGGUACAUCUAUUGUGACUUCUACCAACGAGCAGACAAACCACAUCAGGACUGUCACUUUACAAUUCGUGGAGGCAGGUUAAGGAAAGAUGGAGAAUACCAGCUCCCUGUUGUUGUUCUUAUGCUGAGUCUGCCCCAUUCGACUAGGAGUUCACCCACAUUACUAACCCCUGGCAUGAUGGAGAAUCUAUUCCAUGAAAUGGGACAUGCUAUGCAUUCCAUGCUGGGACGAACUCGGUACCAACAUGUCACUGGGACCAGAUGUCCUACUGAUUUUGCUGAAGUUCCCUCUAUCCUCAUGGAGUAUUUUGCAAGUGACUAUCGAGUGGUUAAUCAGUUUGCAAGGCAUUUUCAGACUGGCCAGGUCUUUUAUGCUGUCUUGGACCAACUCUACCAUGGGGAACAUCCUCUAAAGAGGUCAACCACAGAAAUUUUAAAGGAAACCCAGGAGAAAUUUUAUGGAUUACCAUACGUACCAAACACUGCAUGGCAGCUGAGAUUCAGCCAUCUAGUGGGAUAUGGUGCCAAGUACUACUCCUACCUCAUGUCCAGGGCCAUUGCCUCCAUGGUAUGGAAACAGUGUUUUGUGCAGAACCCAUUUGACAGGGCAAUGGGUGAGCGUUAUCGCAGAGAGAUGCUGGCACAUGGCGGUGGAAAAGAGCCCAUGCUCAUGGUUCAAGGUAUGCUUCAGAAGUCUCCUUCUGUUGAAGACUUUGUGAACGCCCUUGUUUCAGACUUGGAUCAGGACUUUGAAACGUUCUUCAUGGACUCAGAAUAACAUGGAACUGAACUGAUUGUUUUUUGUUUCACAGCUGUUCAUUGAGAAGUAGAAACAAAUAGCCACGGCAGUACUAUGUCCAUCAUUGUUAAGACUGGUCCUCUAUAAAAACAAAGUUAUUAUUUGUAGAAUCUUAAAAUAAAUAGUUUGUUUUAA
Terrapene triunguis (Three-toed box turtle) is the source of this 2280-nucleotide messenger RNA. RefSeq names its product mitochondrial intermediate peptidase-like. Gene Ontology annotation, biological process: peptide metabolic process. The record is from RefSeq and is a predicted model, not a curated record. The transcript has 18 exons. NCBI's taxonomy places the organism in Eukaryota, Metazoa, Chordata, Testudines, Emydidae. Bases 85 to 2124 code for a protein of 679 amino acids. Gene Ontology annotation, molecular function: metalloendopeptidase activity. Gene Ontology annotation, cellular component: mitochondrion.